AUGGAAACGCUCGGCGACCACCGACCGGGGAUAGUCGACAUUCAGACGAGUGUGUGCGCGUCUAACGGAGCCGAGCCUCCGCUGCGCCGCUCAGAGUCUGCGGAGACGCUCCCUGAACUGCCGCUCAAAAAGGGCGGGACAUCGGCGUCCGUUAGCCCCGCUGAUUCGACGGAGCUUGCGUCACUUACCGCCAAUAUUAAACUGUCUGCUGGAGGACUUGACAGGUGCAGAAUAAUGGGUCCCCUUACUACACCUAAGAAGGGGAUGGAGGUGGGCUCCGUCGAUCCCUGGACUCCGACGUCCAACCUGAAGAUACUGAUCAGCGCUGCGAGUCCAGAGAUCAGGAACAGAGAGAAGGAGCUGUGUCUGGACAGUGAGGAUCGGGACGCUCUGGACCCGACGCAGGACUUUGAAAACGGAGAAGAAUGUGAGAAAAUGAUUAGUAGAAAAGAUAAAAGUCUUGGAUUGCUGUGCCGUAAGUUCCUGGCCCGGUACCCAGACUACCCUAGAUCAGCCCUCAAUGACAUCUGCCUGGACGAUGUGGCCACCGAGCUGAAUGUAGAGCGCAGACGUAUCUAUGACAUCAUGAACGUGUUGGAGAGCCUCCACAUGGUGAGCCGCUCCGCAAAGAACCGUUACUCCUGGCACGGCCGAACCAAGCUGGAGGAGACGCUGGCCAUUUUGAAACAGGUCGGCGAGGAGCAGCGCUACGGCCAGCAGAUGCUGCAGAUUCGACAGCGCCUCCUGGACAGGGAGUUUGAGUGCGACGGCGAGGAGAAGGAGAACGCCGUGGCAGCCGCCGUAGAGGGCUGUGAGAACGGACAGAGGGAACUUUGCUUCGUGGAGCUUCCAGGAGUUGAGUUUAAAGCUGCCUCUGUCAACAGCAGAAAGGACAAAUCUCUGAGGGUGAUGAGUCAGAAGUUCGUCAUGCUCUUCCUGGUGUCCCAUCCUCGAGUGGUCAGUCUGGACGUGGCGGCCAAGAUCCUGAUCGGAGAAGACCACUGUCCAGAUCAGGACAAGAACAAGUUCAAGACAAAAGUGCGGCGACUGUACGACAUAGCAAACGUGCUGCGAAGCCUGAAGCUCAUCGAGAAAGUUCACGUGACAGAAGAGCGCGGCAGGAAGCCGGCCUUUGAAUGGGUCGGCCCUGAAGACCUCCCACCGGUUCAAAACUCUAAGAAGAAAAGUGUGCUGCAGCCCUGCGCCUCGGUGGAAAACUGUGCCAAAAACCUUUUUUCAUCCACCGCCACCAAGCGCAGCUUCACCCGUCACCCCUCCCUGAUAAAGCUCGCCAAGAAGAUCCAGGAUGACCGCCGCAAGAUCAACUCCGCCCCCAGCAGUCCGGUCAAAUGUACCUUUAGCGACAUGAACACAGGCGCUCCUAAUAAAAUGGCCCAGCUGGCUGCUAUCUGUAAGCAGGAACUGGACCAGGAGUCGGUACCUGCAGAAAAUCUUCGUCCUGCUUUUAAAGACGGCUCAUCUGCAGACAGGUUAUGGUUGCCCACCUCCAUGGAUCCACCAACGGCGCCCUCUUUAGUAAUGCGGGACCCUGAGGCCGUCGCCCUCGCACCUCCAGCUAGACCGCCUGCAGGCUCCGUCACGUACAUCCCCACGCAGUGUUCGCCGCUGAUUCCCGUCAUCCUGCCUCAGCAACAUGGGGGCGGGCCCUACGCCGUCUACGUGCACCCCUCCGCCCUCAGGCCCAACGCCCCGGCCAGGCCGCAGCCGACCAGCCUCGCGGUGCGCUCCAUGACCUUUGAGGAGAAAACGGGCCAGAGCGCCUCUGACUGUUGCGCGGCUGAAAGCCCGCGGGCUCCUGCCGCGGCGGGCGGGAGCCCCUCGUCUCUGAAACGUUUGUUUUCAGACGCCAGUUCAGACGGCAGCCCAUCUAAAGCCAAGAAACCCGACCCCAACUGUAAG
Molecule: messenger RNA, 1920 nt
Organism: Oryzias melastigma (Indian medaka)
Lineage: Eukaryota; Metazoa; Chordata; Actinopteri; Beloniformes; Adrianichthyidae
Product: transcription factor E2F8
Biological process (GO): regulation of transcription by RNA polymerase II
Cellular component (GO): RNA polymerase II transcription regulator complex
Molecular function (GO): DNA-binding transcription factor activity, RNA polymerase II-specific; RNA polymerase II cis-regulatory region sequence-specific DNA binding
Source: RefSeq, a predicted model, not a curated record